Messenger RNA from Colletotrichum spaethianum, 2058 nucleotides. RefSeq lists its product as uncharacterized. The transcript has 3 exons. The record is from RefSeq and is a predicted model, not a curated record. NCBI's taxonomy places the organism in Eukaryota, Fungi, Ascomycota, Sordariomycetes, Glomerellales, Glomerellaceae. The coding region runs from base 1 to 2058 and encodes 685 amino acids.
AUGGCCUACGGCAAGAAACAUGCGCGAUAUGGCGAAAUGCAUCUUGCGGUCCCUCAAAAUGACAAGUGUCACCCGGUGGUCGGCCGCACCUAUAAGGAGCAGUGUCAAUAUCAGCUCAGCACCGUUAUUGGAAUGAUGACCGGUGGCAAGGACUCUUUGCCGGAGCUGCCCUGUCAUGCGUUUCCAGGACCAGUGUUCUGGAACAAAUUGCGGCAGGCUCAAGACAGCGAAACGAAAACAAGCCCCUCUAUUUCUGAAGAUGAAGUCAAAGAGUUGACUGUUGAGACCCAGCAAGAUGAGAGAAAUAAUAAUGAGGCAGUACUCUCCAAUUCACCAACACUCUUCGAGAAAACCCUCGCUGUCGUGCCGGUGGGUCGCGAGGUGAUCGCAUACCUCUGGUCUGUCGACACCCCCGCCGUUGGCAGACUUGCCUCUGCUUCUAAGGCUUGUUCAGAUGCCGUAGCCAUCUUUGUGUCUCGCUUUCACCUUCCACUUGGCGACUAUCAAGACUGUGACUGGCAUCCCUCUGCGCUUGUCGACAUCGAUGACGCACGCCGUUCGACGAUUGGGAUUGGUCGCAACCUCUUUAUUCGGGGAAGAGAUACCAACGUCAUUCCUAGUGGCAUCAAGGGUAUUCCAAAGGCGUGGUUGAGUUACGAAACCCGCAAUACUCUAUGGAAUGUUGCGCAGGAUAACAAGGCGGAUGCAGACACCUACGAGAAGUUCUUCCUAUUCCUGGUUAACGACCAGAGACUUCUCAAUGCUGAAGCCAAGUUAGGUGCUAAAUACCACGAGCAGGGCCUAUCUCCCGCGAAGGCAACCAACCACCAUCUGCGGGAGAUAUCAUACAACAUCCCCAUAUUGCGGUCACUUUACCAAUACGGUGGUGCUCUGAAGGCCCUGCGUUUGCACGAAGUUCCCAUGAUGGACGUACGGAUCGUCGAGAUGAUUCUCAUGACAUGCCCCAAACUCGAGAUUCUGGGGGUCAUAAAUUGUGAGCUCAUUCACGUCGGCAACCUAAUCUUCCUGCUAGACCUGAUCUACUGGAACUCCAAGAAAAUGGCAAAAAAACCAGUGAGCCUCCAGUUUCAUCCACGAACCUACCUUGGCCCGCUGGAAAACCGCCUUGGUACUCAUAUCGUCUCGUGGGACCCGAUAAAUGUCAAUGUUCUGACCGCAACUCUCGCUUUGGUCUUCCUAGCUGCCAUCAAAGCUCUGCCAAUGGGCAUCGACCUUCUCUCCAAAGGUCAGGACUUCCGUAAGUUCUUCGAUCUCAUACCAAUGAGGCCUGGCCAGGGAGCAAUCUUUCUUCACCAUGUCUUCACAUGGGUUGACGCGGCCAAGAGUCCCCCUUCUUACGCCCUUCUCCCCAAGCAAACCAAGGAAGACCUUGAAGACCAGGUAGUAAUGAGCCUGCUUCAGGGCUGUGACCAAAAAAUGAAGCGCCGUCAACGCAACGAUCAAUUUAAACAAAACACUUGCAGCCGAUGCAGCAACACCUUGAUCCGGGCUUUCUUCCGCCCGGAGAUGGACACCCGCCGGCUGGCGCAUUGGGUUUGUCGCAUAUGCGACUUGAAUUAUGCCCUAGAUGGGGAGGUUCACCAUCGAUUGAUUGAGAAGAGGAAUCUGCUCGACAUGGUCCUUUCCUUGCCAGAUAACGCCUUGAAACGCACAAGUCAGAUCACACAUAAGGAACUCCAAGAGGUCGUAGCACCGCUGCUUGUAAACCCCUUCGCCCGUUCUCCGGCACUCAACAGCGUAGCUCGCAUCCAGGCGGUUCGGAACCACCUAAACUUACCCAAAGUGCAGGAUCUUAUUGCGCCUGAGAGGGAUUUCGUCAUCCUCGGAGCAUCCGGAGAGGCAGCACUGCUUGACGUGGACGACCUGCUUCAGGAACUGGAGGGCAUCUAUAUGGAUCAUCCAACGCUGACGAAGCAAACCACCCCCACCUGGGCUCGCCUGAACGGUAAAAGGGCCCGUAACCAGGCUUGGGAGUACGUCCUCUGGAAGAACGCAGUCAAGGACACCAAGGAGCACCAGACGAGUCGGUUCUGGUAA